Liolophura sinensis is the source of this 4465-nucleotide messenger RNA. RefSeq names its product transcription factor COE1-like. The transcript has 15 exons. Bases 286 to 1911 code for a protein of 541 amino acids. Lineage: Eukaryota; Metazoa; Mollusca; Polyplacophora; Chitonida; Chitonidae. Gene Ontology annotation, molecular function: DNA binding; DNA-binding transcription factor activity. Gene Ontology annotation, biological process: regulation of DNA-templated transcription. The record is from RefSeq and is a predicted model, not a curated record.
ACGGUGGCAGAUUUUCAGAGCACGCGUGCCUAUGUGCAUUUCCCUUGCGUUGGGCCUCGGUUCAUAACCCAUCGCCGGCAAAUAAUAUUUUGGCCCCCGAUCGAGAAAGCGGAGUCAAAAACUGAUGUCAGUUCGUACGUGAGCAUUAAACAGGGGUUCUAGGCCGGACCAACACUCCGGGGUUUAAUCAUACCGCGGUCAAAUCGCACCGACAGCAGGAUCUAGUUCCGGGAUUAGGGCCAUCGCUGGACAAGUGUGUGUAUGUCUACUCGCUAGAGUUUUUUCAUGUUCGGGCUUCAGGAGAGUUUAUCCAGCCGGGUGCCCGUAUCUUCGAUGAAGGAAGAACCGCUAUCGAGUCAGUUGAGUGCAGUAAGAAACUGGAUGCAGCCCACAGUCGUGGAGCAAGGCUCGGGGAGCGUCGGCCUAGGAAGGGCGCACUAUGAAAAGCAGCCGCCUAGCAACUUGCGGAAAAGUAAUUUCUUCCAUUUUGUCUUGGCUCUUUAUGAUCGUCAAGGACAGCCAGUUGAGGUGGAAAGAACAGCUUUCAUAGACUUUGUGGAAAAAGAUCAGGAAAUCGACGGACAGAAAACUAACAAUGGAAUACAUUACCGUGUGCAACUUUUAUACGCCAAUGGUGUUAGACAAGAACAAGAUCUCUAUGUCCGUCUCAUUGAUUCGGUUACUAAACAGGCAAUUAUAUAUGAAGGAACAGAUAAAAAUCCAGAAAUGGGACGUGUGCUGCUUACGCAUGAAAUUAUGUGCAGUCGGUGCUGUGAUAAAAAGAGUUGUGGAAACAGAAAUGAAACGCCCUCGGAUCCCGUCAUUAUCGAUAGGUUUUUCUUGAAGUUUUUCAUGAAGUGCAAUCAGAAUUGCUUGAAAAAUGCUGGAAACCCAAGAGAUAUGAGACGAUUUCAAGUAGCCGUGAGCACAACAGUUUUACUAGAUGGCCCGCUAUUGGCUAUAUCAGAUAAUAUGUUUGUCCAUAACAACUCCAAACACGGCAGGCGGAAUAGGCGUCUGGAUCCCACAGAGGGAGGUAUGUGGAACACCACACCCUGCAUCAAAGCCAUCUGUCCUAGCGAAGGCUGGACCUCCGGGGGGACCACAGUUAUAAUAGUUGGAGACAACUUCUUCGAUGGGUUACAAGUCGUAUUCGGAACAAUGCUUGUUUGGAGCGAGUUGUUGACGUCACACGCCAUUAGAGUACAGACACCACCUCGCCAUAUUCCCGGAGUGGUAGAGGUCACUCUGUCGUACAAGUCAAAACAAUUCUGCAAAGGUGCUCCGGGUCGGUUUGUUUAUACAGCAUUAACAGAACCAACCAUUGACUACGGGUUUCAAAGGUUAAUGAAAUUGAUCCCCAGACAUCCGGGUGAUCCUGAAAGGUUACCGAAGGAAAUCGUGUUAAAGCGGGCAGCCGACCUUGCCGAGGCUUUGUAUAGUAUGCCCCGGAAUCCCAACCAACUGUCACUACCUCCACCACGCUCGCCGGCCAUGAACAACAGCUCGGCCAUGUCCGGCUUUAACACCUACACUGGUCAGUUGGCGGUCAGUGUCCAGGAGGCAGCUAAUGGUCAGUGGGAGGAAGGUUAUGGUCGAGGUCAGAGUUCAAGCGUCUCUCCGCGAGGUUAUGGCUCCAAUGGUUCUACACAUAGCAGCAGUAGCAGUUACAGUACGCCCAGUGUCAAUGGUUACCACAGUACACCGGGAGUAUUAGGCAAUAUGGUAGGGCCUUCUCUUACACCUCCACAGCCCCACCAAUCUGUCCCUAGCUCCAGCCCCUCCGUCGGGGGAUGUGCCCCAGGGAUUUUCUCCUUCUCACCUGCCAAUAUGAUCUCUGCUGUCAAACAGAAAAGUGCUUUCGCGCCAGUGGUAUGGGAGGAAUCGUAUCUUCGCCAUUUUCAAGUAUGAAUCCGUUCGCACUGCCGACCUGUAAUGGACAGACGUACGGAAGCUCAAUUGUGUCUCCUGCUAAGUAGUCUCCUCAUCAGAGAUGACUUUGUUACUUGUAUCCCGGACUUCCAUGAGACAAGCCAAUCGGUGGUCUCCUUCUUCAGACGCAUGGGCGAGUGUGUAACGCGUGACAGACAUUCUAUUGGCGGAAGCGUUACUACGGUGUCGUUUACAGGCAGUUGAUCAUGUGUUGGGUGAACUGUAAAGUUUGUCAACGCCUCUCCGAGCAGCGCUGUCAUCGAUCUUUGCCUCGGCUACCUCACAGUUUAUUAUUUGAUGCUCCGUUGGGAGUGAAGUACCUCUGAACGGAGAAGAGAUAGUGUUCCUGAGAUGUGACUUAUAUGAGUGUGUAUUUAUUAAGAUUUACAGUCAGGCCAUAAAAGGCUGAUUGAUGAACCAUGACAAGACGGAUUCAGAGAGACUUAACUCACGGAAAAGUCGGAAGUGAAAUUUGGACCGUUGCCAAGUGCGAUCUUAACUCAUUCAGGUUAAUGCUGUUGAUUUAAGAUUUCGCGCAAUUUAAGAUCUUAGCGUAGUAAAACAAAAGAAAGUUGUACUAUAUUUAAGUUAUUUUAUUGAGAAUGCCAUCUUUGAACUUUUAUUGGAAAAAUUUUAAAAUUGUGUAUGUUUCUUCACAAUGCAAAGGUCUGUCGUCAAGUAUUGUGCUAGUACCUGUAUAUCCCUAAUGUACACCCAGUCCUACUCAUCCACCUUUACUGCGCAUGCACAUUUGGCAGCCUUUGGGUUGAAGCUUUACAUUUUCCCGCCACUAUUACUUUUCGUAAAACGGUGUUUAGAAGGGUUGAAUGUCCUAAUGGUCGAUAGAGAAGCCAUAUGCUAUGGGUAUGAGAUUUUGUUAAGGAAUGUGUGACAAACAUUGCAAUCUGGUAUAUUUAUCUUGCACUAAAUCAGUAUUAAGUCAUUUCCACUAAUUGCAUAAAACCAUAUUUCCAUACAUAUUAUGUAUGUAUCGCCUGGUUAUGAGUGGUAGUUUCAAUCGUCAUUAUAAGUCAAGAGAAACUCACUUUGUCUGGAGGCUAUGUUCAUUAGUCGUGAUAUUUUUGCUAAUAACCUGCUUGAUUUUGAUACAUCAUCUGAAAUAGUAUUUUUACGCUCACUUGGCGUGACCCCAAUUUUUUGUCUUAAUCGCGUGUUAUUUUUUUCUGACUUCGGCUUUUUAAAGAAAAAAAUUUCAUAAAGGCAACAAAAUCAAUGGAUUAUCUUAAAUUCCUUUUCAAACAUACGUGGCGAAAAUAUCCUAGCAUAUCCGAUGAAGUGCUAUACAAAGUUUAAAUGACAAAUACUCCAUUAGGUGGUUUUAUCUUGACAGGCCGUUAACAUGAAUUGCUCUCUAGAGAUUUUAACAUACAUUAAUCAAAGGCGAAUCUUUUAAAAAUAAUUUCUGUUUUUCAGUGUUUUUCUGUAAUUUUGCUUGUAUUAACCGCCGUACCUUUUACCGCAUAUAAAUUAAACAAACGAGAAUGCCUUUCAUGGUAUAGCAGUAAAGUCAGAGACAAUCGGCACCAUUCUUUAAUUUGUGAGAGCUUGGUACAUAAUACUUACGAUGUAUAUCAGUAAGGCCCCACCGACUGAACCCCAUUUUUAGCUAUCCCCUCAUAAUGGGUCAUAGGAAAUUAUUUUAUGUAUAUAGUUUGUACAGCAUAAUUGUGUGUCUGGUAUCUGGAUACGAGGAAAAUCGGAAUGGAAGCGAAGGUGUGUGGUUUUGUAUAUUUUUUUCGUUUGCAUGAAGGUGUGUGAUUUUUUCAUAAAUUAUCAUUCAUUUGUGAAAACAAAGACGCAUAAUUCUCUAUGGUAUUUUGUGUGUGAUGAUGUUAUACUGAGAGACUGGUUUAUAAAAAAAAACUGAUUACAGAUAUUGUGAAAAAUACUCUGUCCCCUUGUGUCAAAUACUGUUAUAGACUGAGUUUACUUUCUCAUGACAUAAACAUGUGGCAUAGUUGCGCAUGUGCAUUUUCUAGUCAUUUUUUCGCGCUCUCGCAACAUUAAAUCAGAUGUGACGUUCAUAAUUGUGCAAUAUUGCAAAAAUCUUUUCUAUUUCUUCAAUCAGCAUUUUAAGUACAUUAGCAGUGCAUUUUCUUAAACUCUACUUUUCUUACUGGGUGCUGUUAUUAUGAAGUUUUUUUUUACUUCCCACUUGUUUUUGAUAACACUUACCUUACCUUCCUGUUUUGCCUUAUUAUAUUGUUUGAUGGAUACAGAAGAUAAUUCCCUGCGCCAGGUGGGAUUGUUAUUUGACGGGAGUUAUCCGGAAUAUAAGAGGCUGGUCGUAUAAUUUGUUCGCUGAAAGACACUCAGAAUAUACCUUCGAAAGAAUCUCAAAGAAAUGCUCACUGCAAAUACAUAAAUGCUACAACAACAACGUCACAAUCAGGGCGGUGGCAAAAGUACUCUUUAAAUACAACUAUUUAUUGACUUAUUCAUUGUCUAUUUCUUCGAAUUAUGAAAAAAGGUUUUAACAUUUUCAUAAAGCAAAAUAAAUAUUAAAAAUCGA